UAUUGCUUUGGAAAGGAAAAUAUCCUUUAUUUUUUAGUAAAAAAAAGACAAUAACUUUGUCAUGAUGGUGGAAAUUUUUGCAGUUACUCUUCGCUAUAGAUACAGAUUAUAAUAGUGGCUAAGAAUUUGGAGUUUGUGCUAUUCAGUGAAGCUGGCAACGCAGAAAUUUGAUGAGAUUAAUAGUUCCAACAAAAUUUGCUGAGACCCAAGCUCUGCCCAUUCUCUUCACCUCUCUCUUUCAACGCACCGCACGGGUGCGGAGGCUGCAAUUCCUGCCUACUUCUCCAAGUAGGAAGGGUAUUGCAAGUAGGAUGGCUUGGAGUUUGGAGAAAUGUGAUGAUGAAACAGUGGAGAAUACGACAACGGGAAUACUGCGGCCGGCAACUGCAGAUUAUGCAGGAGAGGCGAUCGAAGCUGUCAAAACCGGAAAAGUAAUUGCUGUGCCAACUGACACCCUCUACGGCUUUGCUUGUGAUGCUUGCUCUAUGGAAGCUGUUCACAGGAUAUAUGAGAUCAAAGGCCGAAAGCAUACCAGCCCUCUAGCUAUUUGUGUUGGGGAUGUUCAAGAUAUACCUCGUUUUGCUACUACUCACCAUUUGCCUCUCGGGUUGCUUGAUUCACUUCUUCCUGGACCAGUGACAGUGGUUUUAAGACGAGGGGAUUCAAGCAUCCUUGAAAAGUCUUUAAACCCUGGGCUGGACAGCAUAGGUGUAAGAGUGCCCGACUCUGAUUUCAUUCGACUAAUUGCUCGUGGUUCACAUAGCGCCCUUGCCCUCACGAGCGCUAACCUUAGCGGGCAGCCUAGUAGUGUAGAUGUGAAAGAUUUUGAGAACCUUUGGCAGCAUUGUGCGUGCAUCUACAAUGGUGGGUUGCUUCCAUCGGGGCCUGCAGGAUCAACAGUCGUUGAUCUUACUAAGCCGGGAGUGUUCAAGAUUCUCAGACCGGGAAGUGCCAAGGAGGAGACAAUUGCAAUUCUUGAGAGAUAUGCUCUAGUAGAAGACAAUAGAUAGUUUAUCAUAUUGACCGCAAUCACAAUUUCCACAUUUUAUAUGUUGGAAAUUGUACGAUUUUUUCUGCGUGUAGCAUCUUACUUUUCGACUAGCAUUUCUCCUCAUGGUCUGUCUUUCAUGUAUUCUUAUGUAAUUUUAUACAAAAUCAAUCUGAUUGCUUACACUUUAUUACUUGUUUACGAUAUGAUAACACUUAGUAUUUGUUGGAA
Molecule: messenger RNA, 1219 nt
Organism: Salvia miltiorrhiza (redroot sage)
Lineage: Eukaryota; Viridiplantae; Streptophyta; Magnoliopsida; Lamiales; Lamiaceae
Exons: 5
Coding region: 171-1010 (279 amino acids)
Biological process (GO): regulation of translational fidelity
Cellular component (GO): cytoplasm
Molecular function (GO): tRNA binding; nucleotidyltransferase activity; double-stranded RNA binding
Source: RefSeq, a predicted model, not a curated record